Messenger RNA from Mytilinidion resinicola, 1144 nucleotides. RefSeq lists its product as uncharacterized. The record is from RefSeq and is a predicted model, not a curated record. The transcript has 3 exons. Bases 101 to 907 code for a protein of 268 amino acids. NCBI's taxonomy places the organism in Eukaryota, Fungi, Ascomycota, Dothideomycetes, Mytilinidiales, Mytilinidiaceae.
UGGCCCUCUUUGCUACGCAACGAGCCCCCUUUCUUCAUCCAUUUCUUACCUUUUUUCAUCUUCCGCAACGACAGCGUUCUACAUCCCGCUCUUCAAAGCAAUGGCGGGGGGUCAAGGACCAGCUUAUGAGGGUAUUGAGGUUAUGCCUGAGAGCCGUGGUAUCGAGUCUGGGGGUGCAUUGCAACCAAACACGGGACAGCAUGGUUAUUACGUCAAUCAUAAUGAUGUACCAUCACACAUAUCUCCCAAUGGAAGGACUGCGCCAUCACUUGCGCGUAGAAAGAAAACCGUCUUCUGCUUAACAACUAGAGAAGCGGGCUUUGUCCUAGUGAUUCUGAUGUUAGUCAUUGCAGGCUCUGUUGGAGGAGGAGUUGGUGGGACCAUAGCAGCCAAACAUCAAUCGCAGAACAAAAGCCCCUUGGAGACGUUAAGCUCGUCUCAGACGAUAUCGGUUGCAGGCACCAGCAUUGAGAAUUCGAGCUCGUUCCCAACAGCACUAGUCACGAAAACAAAUACCGAGAGCUCAAGUAUUGGAGCGACCUCAACAACCUCCUCCGCCGCAAGCGCAGAAUCCAUCGACGCCGCGGGCUGCCCGGCAUCAAACGGAACAACAUACACAUCCAAUGGAAGCGUAUUCAUUAAGCUCUGUCAAAUAGACAUAACUGCCACUGGGUUACAAUAUUAUCUGCAAGAGAACGAAAUCAAAUCGAGCUUGGACGACUGCAUCGACUUUUGUACGGCAUGGAGUGAGAGCAACCCGGGCAACGAAUGUUUAGCGGUUGCUUGGGAUAUUUAUGUACCAGGAUUCUCUCAAAAUAAUCAGCGGUGUUGGUUGAAGAAUUAUACCACGGUUCUAACGCCGAAUGAGCGAAGUUUUCAAGUCAUGGCGAGUGCAAUUUUAAUUUGAUACCUGUUCAAACUGAGUUCAGCUCUAGCAUUUCCAGCAAUGAAACAUCUGGAAAACAAACCAGAGUUUUGCCAAAACAUUUUGUUUCUUUGAAAAGCGCAGUUGCCUUACUUGAAGGGCUGGACCUAGGCCUUGAUGCUGUGAAAAUGUAAUACUACCUGCAAGGAAACGCGCAUACGGGUACAUGCGGGUACGAUGACACCAUAUAGUUGCGGGCAGUGUGAAACUUAAUUCAGG